AUGCUGUGCGGAAUUUCCGGCGAAGCUCCCCAAGAGCCUGUCGUGUCAAAGAAGUCUGGAGUUGUCUACGAGAAGAGACUUAUCGAACAGUACAUCAAAGAUAAUGGCACUGAACCCGGCACUGGCGAGACUCUCACCGCCGAUGAUCUUCUUUCUAUCCAGUCCUCGCGAAUCGUCCGCCCUCGCCCUCCCACACUAACAUCAAUACCCGCGCUUUUAGCGACCUUUCAAAACGAGUGGGACAAUUUCGCUCUCGAAACAUAUAACAUGAAAGAGCAACUUGCCCGAACCAGGGAGGAAUUGGCCACUGCGCUUUACCAACAUGACGCCGCUGUUCGCGUCAUUGCGCGCUUGAGCAAAGAGAGAGACGAAGCCAGAGAAGCUCUUAGCAAGGUAACAGUUGCCGAGGGGGCUACCAAUGGCGAAGACAUGGUUGUGGAUAGUGUUGAAGGCCUCCCUGAGGCGCUUGCCGAGAAGGUGGAUGAAGUUCAUGCGUCCUUGUCGAAGGGGCGAAAGAAGCGUCCCAUUCCCGAGGGCUGGGUUACGCCCGGUGACAUAUCCGCAUUUGAUACCACGGCCUCUACUGCCCUACCCGUACCUGAGACGACCUCGAUCGAUCUUGAAGGAGGAUUUGCCGCUCUAGGUGGUCUGAAAGGCGAGGCUGCUAUUUACUCUAUUGAAGCCGACAAACUAGAGAGGCAGCUCCCUGUCAAUGAGGCGGUAACAAGCACCUUGUGGACUGGAGCUAAGCUCUUCUUCGCCACUGGCCAAGGCAACGUCAAGGUGUACGAAGCGGGCAAUGAAGUUGCCUCCGUUCCAGAGCAUUCUGGCCCCGUCACCGGUCUCAGUGUUCAUCCUGGAGCAGAUAUACUUGGCUCUGUGGGAACCGACAAGAGCAUCGUAUUCUACGAUUUGGCAACCAUGAAGCGUGUUAGCCGUGCAUAUGCGGAUGCCUCUCUUACGACGUGCGCAUUCCACCCCGAUGGACAUCUUUUCGCUGCAGGCACUGUAAGCGGAGACAUCAAGCUCUACAUGACCAAGAACUUGGAUCAAGCUGCCAUAUUCAAGCUUGGUGCACCCGUUCAAGCCCUCGUCUUCUCCGAGAAUGGUUUCUGGCUGGCCGCUACAGCAAAGGGCCAGACAACCGUGACGGUCUUUGAUCUUCGCAAGGAGGGGGAUGCAGCAACGGCCAAGAUCCUGGAGACUGGCGGAUCCGUACAAUCUUUAGCUUGGGACUACACCGGCCAAUACCUAGCAACAGGCGGUGCAUCUGGCGUGACGAUUCAACAGUACAUCAAGUCAAGCAAGAAAUGGAGUGAACCGUUCAGAAAUUCUACCCCAGUCAUUGGAGUCAGAUGGGGAGAGUCGGCGAGAAGGCUGGUUGCAGUUAACGGAGAAGGGGUGGUGAGCGUAUUUGGCGUCAAGGAGUAA
This is a messenger RNA of Metarhizium album ARSEF 1941, 1431 nucleotides long. RefSeq names its product cell cycle control protein. Gene Ontology annotation, biological process: protein ubiquitination; DNA repair; mRNA splicing, via spliceosome. NCBI's taxonomy places the organism in Eukaryota, Fungi, Ascomycota, Sordariomycetes, Hypocreales, Clavicipitaceae. The record is from RefSeq and is a predicted model, not a curated record. Gene Ontology annotation, cellular component: Prp19 complex; U2-type catalytic step 1 spliceosome; cytoplasm. Gene Ontology annotation, molecular function: protein binding; ubiquitin protein ligase activity. Bases 1 to 1431 code for a protein of 476 amino acids. The transcript has 5 exons.